This is a messenger RNA of Myotis brandtii (Brandt's bat), 2370 nucleotides long. Its product is annotated as zinc finger protein 709-like. Lineage: Eukaryota; Metazoa; Chordata; Mammalia; Chiroptera; Vespertilionidae. Gene Ontology annotation, molecular function: RNA polymerase II transcription regulatory region sequence-specific DNA binding; DNA-binding transcription factor activity, RNA polymerase II-specific. Gene Ontology annotation, cellular component: nucleus. Gene Ontology annotation, biological process: regulation of transcription by RNA polymerase II. The record is from RefSeq and is a predicted model, not a curated record.
CGUCCAUUUGUGAUCUGUAAGGUGGUGGGAGCUGCAGGCGGGACUCGGCGAGGCCCAGGAACUAGAAAUGGACUCAGUGGCCUUUGAGGAUGUUAAUGUGGAGUUUACCAUGGAGGAGUGGGCUUUCCUGGAUCCCACCCAGAAGAAACUCUACACAGAUGUGAUGCUGGAAACCUUCUGGAACCUGACAUCAGUAGCAUGUAUUUUAGAAGAACAAUGUGAGGACCAUGACAAUGAAGAUCAGUAUGAAAAUCAUGGGAUGAAUCUUAGCAGUCAUAUGGUAGAGAGACUCUGUAUAAGGAAAGAUGGCUGUCAAUGCAGAGAAAACUUCAGCCAGAUUCCAAAUCAUAAUGAGAAGAAGGAAACUCCUACUGAAAUAAAACAACCUAAAUCCAGGUUGUGUAGGCAAAUCUUCAUGCGUUAUUUGUCCUUGAAUAACCACCUGAGCUCUCACAUUGGACCCAAACUAUACCUGUGUCAGGAAUAUGAAGAAAACCCUUAUAAAUAUAAGGAACCUGAGAAAGAUUUCAAGCCUCACCAACAAAUUCAAAGACAUGAAGGCAGUCCCAGUGGGAAAGCUUUCCACUAUUUAGCUUCCCUUAGAAAUCAUGAAAGAAUGCAUAUCGCUGAGAAACUGUAUGAGUGUAAGCAAUGUGAGAAAGUCUUUAGUCGUCUCAGUUACUUUAAACUUCACAAAAACACUCAUAGUGGUGAGAAACCAUAUCAGAGUAAGCAAUUUGGCAAAGCUUUCAGUUCUUCCAAGUACUCUGGAGAAAAUGAAAGAGCACACACUGCAGAAAAGCCCUAUCAAUGUAAGAAAUCUGGUAAAGCUUCCAGUUCCACUUGUCUAAGAAAUCCUGAAAGAACACAUCCUAGUGAGAAACCUGAUGAAUAUAAGGAAUGUGGGAAAGUCUUCAGUUGGCUCAGCUCUCUUGAAACACAUAAAAGAAGUCAUGACAGAAAGAAGCCUCAUGAAUGUAAGGAAUGUGGUGAAAUAUUCUGUCAUCACUAUUCCCUUAUAAUUCAUCAAAGAAUGCAUACAGGGGGAAAACCGUAUGAAUGUAAGCUUUGUGGUAAAGUUUUCUCUUAUUCAACUUCCCUCCAAAAUCAUAAAAGAACACAUAACAGGGAAGCACCCUAUGGAUGUAAGCAAUGUGGGAAAACCUUCAGUUGUCCAAAGUCUUAUCAAGACCAUCAACAGACACAAUGUGGAGAAAAGCCCUAUGAAUGUAAGCAACGUGGGAAAGCUUUUAUAUUUUCUACUUCUCUUCAAAAUCAUGAAAAAAUGCAUACUGGGGAGAAACCCUAUAAAUGUAAGCAAUGUGGGAAAGCCUUCUCUUGUAGCAGGUCUUUUGGAAAACAUAAAAGAAAUCAUGACGAAAACAAGCCUCAUGAAUGUAAGGAAUGUGGUAAAACAUUCCUUUAUCCCUCUUUCCUUAGAAUUCAUGAAAGAAUGCAUACUGGGGAAAAACCAUAUGAAUGUAAGCAAUGUGGGAAAGCUUUCACACAUAACAAUAAUCUUAAAAAUCAUGAAAGAAUGCAUACUGGUGAGAAACCCUUUGAAUGUAAACAAUGUGGGAAAGCUUUCAUACGUUCCAUUUCUCUUAGAAAUCAUGAAAGGAUGCAUACUGGGGAGAAACCCUAUGAAUGUAAACAAUGUGGGAAAACCUUCCAUUCUAGCGGCUCUCUUAAAAAACAUAAAGGAAAUCAUGAUGGAAAAAAGCCUCAUGAAUGUAAAGAAUGUGGUAAAAGUUUCCUUUAUCCCUCUUUCCUUAGAACUCAUGAAAGACUGCAUACUGGGCAAAAACCCUAUGAAUGUAAGUAAUGUGGGAAAGCUUUCCAUUAUAGCAAUUCUCUUGAAAACAAAAGAAAUCAUGACAGAAAAAAGCCUUAUGAAUGUAAGGAAUGUGGUAAAACAUUCCAUCAUCCCUACUCCUUUAGAGAUCAUGAAAGAACUCAUACCCGGGUAAAACGCUAUGAAUGUAAGCAUUGUGGUAAAGGUUUCUAUUAUCAAUCUUCUCUCCAAUAUCAUGAAAGAACCCAUACUGGGGGAAAACCCUACAAAUGUAUGGUUUAUGGUAAAGUUUUCUCUUCUUCAACUUCCAUUCAAUAUCACAAAAAGAUGCAUACGAGGGAAAAACUGUAUCAAUGUAAGGAAUGUGGUGGGAAAACCUUCCAUUCUAGCGGCUCUCUUAAAAAACAUAAAGGAAAUCAUGAUGGAAAAAAGCCUCAUGAAUGUAAAGAAUGUGGUAAAAGUUUCCUUUAUCCCUCUUUCCUUAGAACUCAUGAAAGACUGCAUACUGGGCAAAAACCCUAUGAAUGUAAGUAAUGUGGGAAAGCUUUCCAUUAUAGCAAUUCUCUUUGAAAACA